UAUUUCCAGAGUUUGAGAGUUUCAUUGAAAUAAAAAUGGUUCGCGAGGUUGGUGAUCGGGGCAGUUGUCUGCCAGUGGAAGAAGCCAUGAACGACUCUUUGCCUGCGGAAGCUGUUGCUGAAGAACCUGUUGAGUUGAUCCUCUCACCAGAUGACUCUGAUUCUGACUCAAUGGUGGAUAAAGGUGACGUGGAGAAUGUAAAGUUUUUAUUGAACCUGGGUGCGAAUGCGUCGCGGAAAGACGCACAAGGCCGAACGGCGUUUCACAUUGCUUGUGGUGCUGGGAGGUCAAGUGUGAUGAAGGAAUUGGUUGCGAGAGAUGAACUUGUUGACCCAGAGUUGCGGAAAGCGCGACGCGUGGAGUAUUCCCAAGCUGCGAAAUCGUGCCUUGAUGAAGUGGUUGAGCGGGCUGUGGAAACGCUCAUUGAUGGAGGACCAUUUGUGAUUCCCUCGAAAAUAGACGACAAAAUAAGAAAAGAAAUCGUUUGUGAAUUACCGGAGUUGACCGGAGCUUUCCAGCCUUGUGGAGAUUUGAGGAUCCAGAAUCCCAUUCUUAAGCCCCCAGUAGCCCCUGGUCGGUACAUCUCAGGAGGGAUGUUGGAUAUUGGCGAACAAUUAUGUCGUCCUGAACUGGGCCUAAGCUUCCUCGCAGGAGGGAAAACCCGUUUGAAGGACCUCCUCACAGUCACCGAAGAAGACCUGGAUGACCUCGGAAUCCGGAAAAUCGGCGACAGGAUCGCCUAUCUCGAAUUGCCCUGCAUCGCGUUGCGAACUGACUUCUCCGGCAAAUACCUGGAAGGCCGAAUUGAUCGUUACAAAUCACCCUACGGCCAGGAAAGCAUCGAGUAUUUGUCUGUCGCGUUGUCAAAGGCUCCUAUGGAUUUGGGGAAGCGAAGAAAAGUGUAUAGCGAUUACGUGAGGCAAGCUGUGGCUUCCACUUGUUUGCCGCUGUUGGAAGCGGAUACGCGCUGUGUGGCUCUGUGGUGUUCUGUGAUGGCGGCGCAUCAUGUGGUUGCGAGUCGGGCGUUGAAGACUAUGCAGGAAUUUGAAAAGGUGGACGAAGACAAGUUGCGAAUGUUGCGACAGUUGGCCAAAACGUUUGCCACAGACCUGAAUGCUGUGAUGGAAACCGUUGAAGAGACGAGGUUUAUUUUGAAACGGGAGCUUAGGAUAAAUCCGUUGAUCAAACAAGUGGAUAAAUUGAAGCCGCGAACUAAACGAUGGGCUCGACUCCAGCUGCGGACUGCAGAAGAUAUGUGGAUCAUCUUGUCGUUGUCGAAAAUUACGUUUGGCAUUUAUUUUGUCACAUUUGGACCGAGGAUUCAAGAACGAAGGUCGAGAUGGAUAAUUCUUCUGGUUUUCGUCGGGGAUGAAUCCCUUUGGGAUUUCCGUUUGUGUGGCAAGCAUUUUACUCGUGAUGGAAAACUGAAGGUAGACGAGUCUGCGGGAGCUGUGGAUAUCCAUGAGUACAAAUUACCGAGGAAAAGAGUUAUGAUUGCCGAGCCGAUUCACAGAUCGAAGCACGCGAAAACGUCUGCUGGCCACUUCUUCCGACAUUGUUGA
Molecule: messenger RNA, 1562 nt
Organism: Notodromas monacha
Lineage: Eukaryota; Metazoa; Arthropoda; Ostracoda; Podocopida; Cyprididae
Source: the annotation of a GenBank genome assembly